Messenger RNA from Cylicocyclus nassatus, 781 nucleotides. The record is from the annotation of a GenBank genome assembly. NCBI's taxonomy places the organism in Eukaryota, Metazoa, Nematoda, Chromadorea, Rhabditida, Strongylidae.
AUGUUGCAUACUGGGCGACAAGUUCUGACAUUGUGUGUGAGAACGGCAAGUUCGAACUCCAUCAUACCUAGCUCUACAAACACAGUGGUGCAAGUAACCGGUAAACUUCCAAGGAGCUACAAGCAACAAAGUCGGGAAUGUGAACUUGCGUCCGCGUUUUACAAAGAGGGAAAGCCUGGUGGUCUCAAAAAACUGAUGAAAAUUGUGACGAAGCAGAAGGAGCAGACCGAGGCAACCAGUAGAUGUGCUGCUUUCGCAACAGCUCUCGCUUUGAAGCUUGGUAAAGUUAGGGAAGCUCAUACAAUGCUUUCACAUAUAACGAUGUCUCCUCCUAUUAUACGGCGAAACUUGUCUAUCAGUGUUCUUGUAAAAGAAGGUUUAUUGGAUGAAGCUAUAGACGAAAUGGAAGAUUGCUUACAAGAGGAAGAUGCCAUUUUUAAUUCUGAAAACAGCUGCAUCAGUGAUGAGGCGCUAGAUACACUAUGCAAUUCGAUCAAGGAGCGAGAGGACACUCAAAGACAGAUGCAACGGUUCCGAACGCUGCAAAGAGUGCUGACAGCUUAUCAUCGACGGAGCACGAAAACUCUAGAAGAAUUGCUACAUACUCCACUCCACAUGGAUGGAUCAACUGAAGAAUCCUCCGAACACGAGCCAGCCAUCGAUCUCAGCGAUAAAAUCAUCGCUCAAGUUCCCGAAUUUUUGUCUGAGGAAAAAUAAGUACUUGUUCAACUUUGUAAAUAUUCAUUAGCAAUCAUUUAUGGUGACCCAACAUAUUGACAAC